CCUUCCCUCCUGGCCCGUGACUCACCGGCUAUUAGUGCAAACGCCUGCCAAGCCAGCUUCCUGUCGUCAUCCUACACUGCACAACUCAUUUUUCAACCACCAGCAAUCAUGCUCAUCACUGGCCCCAGCAAGUUAAUACGAGGCCCGGCCGCCCCAUCGCUAGGACCAUAUAUUUUUCACCCGUGAAACCCGCCGGCGGACACACCAUGGCGGCUCUAAACACACUCCCAAAUGAGAUCCUCUCGCUAAUCACGAGACAUCUUGACCAUCCCAAAGAUGUCCUCAAUCUCUCGCUAGUAUGUCGCCGUCUGGGCAACUUUGCAAAGCUCGACGGAUGGAAAGCCUUGCUCAAAGGCCGAUUUGGUUUUGGCGGCCUCGACUCAGAUGCUCGUGUCGCCGUCCAUGGCCUCACAACACUAUAUCGCAACUGGAACCGCAAAGGCUUCAUCGCAGCAUACUUGGAGCCCACACAAAAUACAACGAGCCUCAAUACCUGGCGGCCUGAGAGGUGGAGACCCCCACAGGGGCAAACUAUGGGCUAUCAGCCCAGCAUCGACAGCUAUGAAGAGAUGUACGGUGGGUGGGGAGAGCGACGAGAAGUACUGGCAUGGUCGGCGGGCACGCAAAUCAUUUUGAGGACAAAAGAAACUGGUGCAAACGUAGAGAAAAUCAGGCAACGCGAACAGGAUCUAGAAGAAGCGCGUGACCAGACGUGGGCUUACGACUCCUUCAAGCACCUAAACACGUGGUUCACGUAUAGAAUCCCCGACAGUUUUGAAGGUCGCGAUGAUAUCACCCGACUGAAGCUGUUCCGGCCGCAUCAGCGGAAUUUGGCUUGCGAAGACAUGGUCUUCGGGACUGCAUCGGGCGAACUGUCGCUGCUCAGUGUUAACCCUGGUAUAGGAGAGACACUAGUACAGCAGUACGAAACUGGCCGCAGAGGGGUAAAUGGUCUUUCGGUAUCUUCUUCAAGCGUACCCAUGGUGGCCGCUGCGCUCGCAGACUCGUCGUUAGCGUUGUAUGCUGUAGAUCGCGAUCACACGUCGCAUGAAAAGAUCAAACCCGCCUCCGAAGUCAAGACGACAUCGGCAGGCACAGACUUUGGCGGGCUAUGGUCUUGCGAGUUUCUGUCUCACGACAAGAUUGCCGUAGCCCGGAAAGCACACAUAGAACCAAUCGAGGUAUAUCAUAUUGGCCCUGGUGGCCUCAUGCCUGUGCCCCUUCGCAGCUUUAGUAUUGUCACCGACAAUGCAGCCACUUCGCGCCCUAUGUCAGUUUACUCAAUACUGCCCACACCAAGCACACCACACGGUGGCUCAGACGGAGGCAACACAUUCCUCUCCGGCGGCUACGAUGGCCUCAUCCGCCUGCACGACCUGCGCUCCCCCCGCGGUUUCGAGCAGAUAUACAGAGAUCCAACCGAUACCUCCCCAAUCUACUCGCUCGCCGCCCAGGGCACACAACGCAUCGCAGCAGGCGUAGCCGUCCACAGCCUAAUCAAAGUCUUCGACCUCCGCCUCUCCGGCUCCCGCACCUACACCACCAUCCCCUUAUCCACCCCUCCAAAAAAGCCAUCCAAGCCCCGGGUCUCCCCCAUCGCCAACGACACCAAAGCCUCCGUAAAGACAAUAUCAGAAGGAUGGAAUUUAUACCUCCACCCUCGUGACCCCCCACCCCCCACCGCCUACCGCCACAACUUCUCAUCCCUCCGCCAAGAAUCCCCCGUCUACACCCUGUCCAUUCCCUCACCCACAUCCCCAAGCCUCUACGCAGGCACCGAAGGCGCAGUCCACAGCCUGACCUUCCACGGCAUCGCAGAUCCCCACCCAGACCCCCUGCUCGCCCAGUCGCUCGUCCGGUUCCGCGACUCGGGCAUCAUUGAUCCCCGCGCGUCGUACAAUGCGACGGGCACGGCGCUCGUGCUGGGCAUGUACGAGCAGGGUACUGAUGAGUGUAUUGGAAUGGAGUUGAUGGUGCAGGAUGGGGUUACGGCGAGGGCGGUGAGGAGGAGGGAGGAGGUGGCAGAGAGGGCGGUGGAUGAGCGGUGGAUUGAUUUGAGGGAGCGUGAGGAGAGGUGGGUUAGGGGCGAGGUGGUGCCUAGGGGGCAGCAGACACGGGUGCCAGGUCAGAGACGGGAGAGGGGAGGAAGGGGGAGAGGGAGAGGGAGAGGAAGGGGUGGGUAGAGAGAGAGAGAGAGAGAGAGAGAGAGAGAGAGAGAGAGAGAGAGGAGUGUUGGGGUUAUUUAUAUUCCUUGGCAUUAUUGAGUAGUUG
Molecule: messenger RNA, 2271 nt
Organism: Bipolaris sorokiniana ND90Pr
Lineage: Eukaryota; Fungi; Ascomycota; Dothideomycetes; Pleosporales; Pleosporaceae
Exons: 1
Coding region: 207-2183 (658 amino acids)
Molecular function (GO): protein binding
Source: RefSeq, a predicted model, not a curated record